Messenger RNA from Amaranthus tricolor (Joseph's coat), 1114 nucleotides. RefSeq lists its product as uncharacterized. The transcript is spliced from 3 exons. The record is from RefSeq and is a predicted model, not a curated record. NCBI's taxonomy places the organism in Eukaryota, Viridiplantae, Streptophyta, Magnoliopsida, Caryophyllales, Amaranthaceae. Bases 85 to 807 code for a protein of 240 amino acids.
UAUCACAUACAUAUACCAAAGUUCCCAAAUUGUGUUCAUUCAUUCUCAUUUCUUUCUCUAAGAAGUGCAAAACAAGAGAGGAAGAUGGCAAGAAUACAUACCAAAAUUCCGAGUUCGUGCUUUCGAUUAAGUAAGGCUCGGAUUCGAUUGCGUACGCCACCGUUGCAAUCGAAUCCGGCCUAUAAUUCAAUCAAAGCCACCCAAAAGAAUGUAAAAUAUUAUGAACAUGAAUUUGGUUCUAGCUUUAGUAGUGACACACCAAGAAGCAGUGAAGAAAAUUGUCAAAAGGGAGAAUCUAAAGAAGGAAAUAGGAUCAUGGUUGUUGUAGAUGGAAGCCAACAAGCUAAGGGUGCUCUUCAAUGGGCAUUAUCUCAUACUGUUCAGAAAGAGGAUACUAUUAUUCUUCUUCAUAUUGCCAAGCCCUUAAUAUGUGGUCCGCAUUCGGAAAGUGAGAUUAAUCCUAAAGUUUAUGGAUUCCUCUACUCAUUGAAGAGUGUCUGUCAAACAAAAAGACCUGGGGUAGAGGUAGAAAUUAUAGCAAUAACAGGCAAAGAAAAAGGCCCAAAAAUAGUGGAACAAUCAAAAGAACAGAAGGUAUCUUUGCUGGUAUUAGGCCACCAAAAAAGAUCCAAAGCAUGGAGAUUUUGGAUGAGAUGGGCAGGAAAGAAUAGAAGUAGUCAAGGGGUUGUAGAUUACUGCAUCCAAAAUUCAGAUUGUAUGACAAUCGCAGUACGCAGGAAGAGUAGAAAAUUAGGUGGUUAUCUCAUUACUACUAAACGUCACAACAAUUUUUGGCUCUUGGCCUAGCUAUGUUCUCCAUUAUUAGCUUGAAUUUGGCCUCGAUUCAAAGGAAAAAGAAAAUUAAUUUAUGGUCUCGAACGUUGCUCCCACCCCACACAAGAAUCGGUGAUUGAUGUGAGGGGAAGGAGCAUUGAUUCAAGGCGAAACCUAUUGUAUAUUUGAGACUUUCUUUAUAAAAAUUAAGUAUGUUCUCUUUGAUCUAUUCUUAGUCGAAUAUUUUAGUUUGAGUUUUAGAUAUAAAAUUUAUGAAGUUAGUGAAAGAAAGUAUGAAUAUUGUUGGAUGAAUUAAAAGGCCUAAACUGUAAUUUACAUG